Messenger RNA from Monomorium pharaonis (pharaoh ant), 900 nucleotides. Its product is annotated as cuticle protein 2. Lineage: Eukaryota; Metazoa; Arthropoda; Insecta; Hymenoptera; Formicidae. Bases 111 to 752 code for a protein of 213 amino acids. The transcript is spliced from 2 exons. The record is from RefSeq and is a predicted model, not a curated record.
UCGGCGGACGAUUCCCUGAAUACUAAGCUCUCAGCGCGAAAACUCAAUUCCAUUCAGUUGUCUAUUCAACUCGAUCAAUUUACAUAGUAUAUUGUUGGCUAUAAAAUUAAAUGGAAACUAAUAUUCUUUGUCACUAUUUAUUUUUCGCAUUUAGGUCUCUUCAAUUUUGGGAUCAGAUUUUUCGCGGAGAGGGUAUCGUAAAAAUAUGUUCAGGCUAUCUAAGCACAAGAUUCAUAACGUGUACAUUUCUUUUGCAGAUCGUUCUAUUCGCAUUCGGCGUUAUCGCAGCCGCGAAGCCGGCCUACUCGACAUAUUUCGGCGUGCCGCUCGGGAGAGUCCUGGACACGCCAGAGGUAGCGCAGGCGAAAGCGGCGCAUCUCGCCACCCAGGCCUACGAAGCUGCCAGGAACACGCUCGGCUACAGAUACGCGCCUGCCGUUUAUGCACCUGCAAUCUAUGCACCUGCGAUUACGUACGGCGCGCCCAUCGGCGCGGACGGUCGGGUAGUAGACACACCUGAGGUCGCCCAGGCCAAGGCUGCCCAUCUCGCCGCUCACGCCCAAGAGGCUGCCAAGAGGCUCGGACUGGUUCCAUACGGUGCUCUGGCAUACGCCACCUCGCCCGCGUUCUACACUUACAAUUACGCACCACUUGGACCUGACGGCAGAGUAAUUGACACCCCCGAAGUGGCUCAGGCUAAAGCUGCACACUUGGCCGCGCACGCCCAGGCUGCGGCUCGAAGCGCUGAUUGAUGAGUUGGGCAAUCAUUGGAAAACCGCGUAUCGAUAAAAUCAAACUAUCUCUUCCCAUCGCGAAGAAACACGCGAAGAUAUCUGUGCCAUGUUUUGUAUGGAUCUGAUUGUGAGGAAAUUUUGACAAUAAACGACCCAUUUUUGAAAA